This is a messenger RNA of Paecilomyces variotii, 1225 nucleotides long. RefSeq names its product short chain dehydrogenase/reductase family. Gene Ontology annotation, molecular function: oxidoreductase activity. NCBI's taxonomy places the organism in Eukaryota, Fungi, Ascomycota, Eurotiomycetes, Eurotiales, Thermoascaceae. The transcript is spliced from 2 exons. The record is from RefSeq and is a predicted model, not a curated record. The coding region runs from base 203 to 1117 and encodes 304 amino acids.
UUUGCCGAUAACAAGCUGUCAUCGUCUCUAAAUGCCGAAUCGCUUUUAUCUCCGAGCCGGCGGGGUAUCAAGCGCUAGGAACAGCCAUUUCGAGGGCGUCUUCUCUUUUAUUUAAAGGUCUCUCAGUACGAGGCUUUAUGUAGAGAGGCAUGCACUCUUAAGGAACCAUCUUGUUCACAGAGAUACUCGAUACUGUGGCAGAAUGGCGGAAUUCGAAGCUUCUAAGUUGUUCUCCGUGAAGGGAUUGGUGGCUGUCGUCACCGGAGGAGGAAGUGGUCUCGGGGCUGUAAUGGCACGCGCUCUUGAUGCCAAUGGCGCUUCCAAGGUGUUUAUUCUCGGCCGCCGUGAGCAGAACUUGAAGGAUGUCGCCGCGCAAGCGAUCAACAAAUCUAUCAUCCCUAUCACGGCAGACGUGACUUCCAAGGAGUCCCUCCAAGCAGCUUACGAUACCAUCGCAAAGCAGACCGAUUAUGUCGAUCUUCUUGUCGCCAAUAGCGGUAUUAUGGGUCCCAGCAUUAGCCCUGGUCAACCAGGGACACCUGCUGGUACACAAACCUUGUCCGAACUUCGUGAUCAUCUUUGGGCAACACCGAUAGAAGAUUUCUCCAGCGUAUUCAACGUCAAUAUCAGCGGCACCUUCUACACUGUUCUCGCUUUCAUUCCUCUCCUGCAAGCCGCACUCGAGAAGAGACCAGCUCCCGUACCUGGAAAGCUGUCCCCACCUAAGCCGCAGGUCAUCAUCACCAGCUCCAUCGGCGGCUUCUCUCGCAUCGCUGCGUUCUCACCCGCGUAUAGUAUGUCGAAAGCUGCGACCAAUCAUAUGGUCAAAUCUCUAUCCACAAUGCUGGUCAAACAUGACAUCCGCGUGAACGGUAUCGCGCCUGGUCUGUAUUACUCUGACAUGGCGGCCCCAGCAUUCCAAGCGUACAAUGCUGUUGGUGGUGGUGUUUCGGACGGAUCGAUCCCUCGCGAGUUUGUUCCAAUCGCAAGAGGAGGCGCUUCAGAGGAUAUUGCUGGUAUCAUCGUGUGGAUGGCUGGUGCUGCUGGUGGUUACAUGAGUGGCAAUAUUGUUGUUAGUGACGGAGGCAGAUUGAGCAUGGUGCCGUCGUCGUAUUAAAUGACGAAAUGGAAAGCAAUUCAUACUCUUCUAUUGCAUGUAUAAAGACGCCGACAUACGAUAUAGGAUCUAGAUUCUAAUGGGAGAUGAAACUUUCAACGGUUUGAU